This is a messenger RNA of Cryptococcus deneoformans JEC21, 1347 nucleotides long. RefSeq names its product mannitol dehydrogenase, putative. Gene Ontology annotation, molecular function: zinc ion binding; alcohol dehydrogenase (NADP+) activity. Bases 334 to 810 code for a protein of 158 amino acids. The transcript is spliced from 6 exons. Gene Ontology annotation, biological process: alcohol metabolic process. The record is from RefSeq and is a predicted model, not a curated record. NCBI's taxonomy places the organism in Eukaryota, Fungi, Basidiomycota, Tremellomycetes, Tremellales, Cryptococcaceae.
AUCGACUUUACUGGCGGACGGGCUUCCCGCAACAUGUAGGCCACUAACCGAGGGGGGAAAGCGCAUAUAUAAGACAGCCUCUCACCUGCUUGCCUUCCCACGCAUCAUCCAUAGACUGCUCAAAAUUACCUUAACAUUCCACUGCCACAACAAAUCAACAAUUUGAGAAUGUCCAACUCUAUUCCCUCUCAGUUCACUGGAUGGGCUGCCUACUCUCCUCAGCGUGGCGACGAAAUUGAACUCAAACCCCACAGCUAUACCCCAAGGAAGUUUGAAGAUGAUGAUGUCAUCGUCAAAGUCGAGUGCUGAGGUCUUUGCGGUAGCGACGUCCACAUGGUUCGUAUGAAAACACCUGGUCCUACCAUCACUGGUCACGAGAUCGUCGGUACCGUUGUCAAGGCUGGUCCCAAGUCUGAGCACAAGGUGGGGGAGCGCGUCGGUUUCGGUGGUCAGGCUGGGUCUUGCAGAAGUUGUGCUAGGUGCAAGGACGAGUUUGAAAACUAUUGCCCCAAAUCUCAGAACGCUUUCUUGUCUCCCCUUGAGAGCGAAAGCCAGCCAUACACCCAGGGCGGCUUUAGCGAUUACUACCAGGCCAAGGGCCAUUUCGCCAUUAAGAUCCCUGAAGAAGUCUCUUCCGUCGAUGCCGCCCCUCUUCUUUGUGCUGGUGUGACCGUUUUCACUCACCUCAAACACUAUAAGGCUGGUCCCGGAGUGAAGGUUGGUGUCGUCGGCACUGGUGGUUUGGGACAUGUGGGUCUCGCAAUUCGCCAAGGCCACCGGUGCCCAUGUUACUGCCAUCUCUUCCAGUAGUAGCAAGCGAGAGGACGCUGCUAAGCUUGGUGCUGAUGCCCACCUUGACACUUCUGACGAAAAAGCUGUCAAGGCUGCUUUCAGCACCCUUGAUCUCAUCAUCUGCACCAGUUAUCAGGACAACAUGCCUCUCAAGGAGGUUUACCUUCCUUUGCUCCGUCCUCUAGGAAACAUUGUGAUCCUCGGUCUCGCGGAGUCUGGUUACCCUACUCUCGGUGUAUGGGACUUGCUCGGUAAAUCGGUCACUAGCUCUAUGAUCGGCUCCCCGAAAGACCACGCAGACAUGUUCGCCACUGUAGUCAAACACAAUAUCCGUCCUUGGGUGCAGACCAGACCCAUAGCGAAAGCUGGCAAGGCCUUCACCGAUUUCAGGAAGGGUGUUCCCAAGUACCGAUUCGUCCUUACUGCUUAAUGCAACCCCUGAAGAAAGAGAUGUAGUUAGAGUCAAGGAAUGUUGUGGUCUUCUGUAGCCGUAUGUAGAAGUUAUGGGUGAUGUGACAAAGAAGAUGUCGGAUGGUGCAAGAACUUCUAGUUAUC